Monodelphis domestica (gray short-tailed opossum) is the source of this 6924-nucleotide messenger RNA. NCBI's taxonomy places the organism in Eukaryota, Metazoa, Chordata, Mammalia, Didelphimorphia, Didelphidae. The record is from RefSeq and is a predicted model, not a curated record.
CUGGACAUCCAGCUUGGGAUAUCUGAAAGGCAGUUGGGGAUGCCAGGUUAGAGGUCCACAGAAACAUUGGGGCAGAAGAGGAAAACCCGAGAAUCCUCUAUAUGGAGAUGACAAUUGAAUCCCUGGUGGGGUGAAGAGAUUAAAGUGAAAGAAAAGAAGGGGAGAGGGAAGGAGCAGUCAGUGGAUAGAAAAAGGCAGGAGAGAGAGGGGGUCCCAAAGGCCCAGAGAGAAGAGAGUGUGAAGGAACAGUGGCCAAGGCUGCCGAGAUCCCGGGGGCCAUUGGACUUGUUGAUUAAGAGAUCCUUAGGAACUUUGGAGAGAGGGAUUUGGGUGGAGUAAAGUUGGAAGCCAGCAGUAAGAGAACGAGGAGGAAAGUGGAGCCCUUGGUGUAGACUUCCUAGUUUAGCUACAGAGGGCAGAAGGGCUAAGAUGAUGAUAAUGGGGAUAAAAGGAUCAUUUGAGGGGGUUUCAGGGUAGGAGAGACAUAGAUGUGUUUGUAGGCAGUACGGAAGGAGCCAGCAGAGAUCGGAAUAAAUGAAGAGUGAGGCUGACCAAGGGGCCAUCUGUUGGAGGAAAUAGGAGACUUCUGGGAGAGGUCUUACCCUUGCCAGUGGAUAGAGAACUGGGUCUGGAAUUAAGAAGACCUGAGUUCAGGUUCUGCCUCAGAUACUUUCUAGCUGUGUCAUCCUGGGCAAGUCACAAGUUCUGUUUGCCUUAAGCUGCUGGAGGAGGAAAUGGCAAACCAUCUCCAGUAUCUUUGCCAAGAAAAUCCCAUGAACCACAGGGCCACAGAGUCAGACACUUGAACAACAAUUGAACAACACAACAGAGAAAUCCUCCCUAGAAUGUAUCCCGUGAAUUCAGCCUCUGCUUGAAGAUAUCCGAGGAGUCUUGUCCACAGGGUCACAAAGGCAGAGGGUGAUGAUGGGACAAUGACAGUGCUUGCCUAAUAUGUCCAGGGCAUAAUGGACCCGAAGACAUCACAAACAAAAUAGUCCCUGCCUGGGGGAUAGAAAUGAAACACAGAUUAGUGAAAAGAGUAUAUUUGGGAGUUAAUUUCAAAGGAUGGGGCAGAUUUGCCAUAGGAGGUGCUCUGGGAAGUGGCUCCUGAGUUGAGGGCUUGAAGGAGGUGAAGCAUGUUAAGAGGCAGAGAUGAGGAAGGGAUAAUAAAUUUGCGGUAUUGGGAACCACUGGUACAAAGACAGGGAGGUGGGAGAUGGAAUCCCAAGUCUUGAACAUAAGAUAUGUAAUGGGAAAUAAUGUGAAACAUUUAGAAAAAUCAACUAGAGUCUAAUUGUGAAGGGUGUGAUGAAUUUGGAGUCCAGAAGACUUGACUUUAAAUAUAAUCCUUGAUCCUAGCUGUGAGACCUUGAGUAAAUCAAGUCAUCUCUAUGUGCCUCAGUUCCAUCAAGUGUAAAAUGGAGUCAAUGGAGUUUUAUAUACACUGAACAGGUGUCAGAUGUAUUCUAGGGGCAAUAGGGAGCCAAUGAACCUUUUUUAGGAAGAUUAUUUUGUUGACUAUGUGGAGGAUGGGUUAGAAGUGGGGGGGGGAGAGAGAGACAUAUGGAGAGAGGGAGAAAGAGAUGGAGGGAGAGGAGGGAGGGAGGGAGAGAAAGAGACAGACAGGGAGAGAGAGAGAUGGAAAGAAAGAAAAAGAGACAGAGAGGAGAAAGAGAGAUGGAGGGAGAGGAGGGAGGGAGAGAAACAGAGAGAGAGAAACAGAGAGAGAUAAGGACAGAGAGAUAGGAAGAGAGAGAGACAGAGAGAGAUAAGGACAGAGAGAUAGGAAGAGAGAGAGACAGAGAGAGACGGGGAGGGGGAGAGACAGACAGAAAGAGGGAGAGGGGGAGAGAGAUGGAGAGAGAGAAAGAAACAGAUGGAGAGAGGGAGAAAGAGAGAGAUGGAGGGAGAGGAAGGAGAGAGAGAGAGAGAGAGAGAGAGAGAGAGAGAGAGAGAGAGAGAGAGAGAGAGAGAGAGAGAGAGAGAGAGAGAGAUGGAGGGAGGAAAGGGAAACGGAAUGGUUGGUGGUAACCACAUGAGUGGGGAAAGGAAAAGGAUUCUGAGAUAGGAGGUAAACUUAGCUCUGAGAGUAAGGAAGAGUUGAUGGUGGGUCUGAGCUUGUGAACUUGGGUGAUGGGUGACUCAGUGGUAUUAACAACAGAAUUGAGAAUCAAGAGGAAUGUCAUAAAGGUCAAGGAGGGAAGAAAGAGUGUCUAGAAGAAGGGAUGUCAAAGGGCCAGGAGAGGAUGAUAACUUGAGGGAAGAGUGAGGGUCAAGUAAAGGGUGAUUUGGUUUUUUUGAGGAGGGGAAGGCUUGGGCAUGCUUCUAGGGAGAGAGGAAGAGGCCGCCUAAGUGAGGGAGCCAGUCUUCCAGAGGGAUUGGGAGGGUGGAGGAUGGGAUCUGGGACCCAAGGAGAGAGCAGGCUCGCCUUGGCCAGGGGAUAGGUCACUUCCUCGGCAGACUGUAGAGCAAAGGAAGAGAGAACGGGGAAGAUGCGCAGUGGUUCUGAGUGGCCGAGUAAGAGAAGAGAGAGCUCAGAAGAGUUUCUGACUUCUCAGGCAAGUCCCUGGCCACCAUGAAGCUGAAUGAGCGGAGUCUGGCUUUCUACGCUACCUGCGACUCUCCGGCCGACAACACGGGCUUCCUGUACAAGAAGGGGGAGCGCCACACGGCCUACCACAAGCGCUGGUUCGUGCUCAAGGGGAACAUGCUCUUCUACUUCGAGGACCGGGACAGCCGCGAGCCGGUGGGCGUCAUCAUCCUGGAGGGCUGCACGGUGGAGCUGUGCGAGGCCGCCGAGGAGUUCGCCUUCGCCAUCCGCUUCGCCGGCGCCCGUUCUCGCACGUACAUCCUGGCAGCCGACAGCCAGCCCGCCAUGGAGGCCUGGGUCAAGGCCCUGUCCCGGGCCAGCUUCGACUACAUGCGACUGGUGGUGCGCGAGUUGGAGCAGCAGCUGGAGCAGAUGCGCUCGGGAGGCAGGCAGAGGCCCGAAGCCCUGGUGCCCCCCCGGAGGGAACGCUCGCUGCCCUCGGCCGGCCCCAAGGAGAACGGCUGUGCCGUGUGGAGUCACGAGGCCCCCAGCCUGGCCAACGGCACCCUCCCCAGGACGGGCCACGAGGGGGCCCCUCGACCCCCGCCCAUCCCUCCCCGCCGCAAGCCCUCCUCAGGCCCCAGCCCCGCCCCUCUGCUAGUCCCCGCCCCUCUGCUGGUCCCCGAGACGCCUUUCACGCCUGGCGCCACCCCCUUCUCCAGGCUCCACGACUGGUACGGACAGGAGAUCCUGGCCCUCCGGAGGCCGAAGUUUACUCUUCCUACCCAAGAUCACGCCACGGCUCUGGGAAGUCUUGGGAGCUGCUCACCGGAGGAGAGCUCGGGCCUCCCUCCAUCCUCUCCCGGCAUCAUAAGGAAAACCGUUCUGCCCCUGCGUUCUCCCGAGGCCCCUGCUGCGGAUGGGGAGUGAGGUGGGUCCCUGCGUUCAGAUCCAGACGGGGCCCUUGACGCUGUCUGGGCCGACACCCUCAUUUCACAGAGGAGGGCACCGAGGUCCUGAGGGACUCCUCGGAGCUCACGCCUGUGGCAGGGCCGCCAGCCUUUUUAGCUGACACGUUUCUGGGGGGCCUUUGAGCUCUUUACACCUGUCAUCGUUGGCGCCUCAGGCAGGUCCGGUGAGGUGGGUGCUGCUGUUCAUUCCAUUUUACAGAGGUGGAAAUUGAGGCAGCAGGAGUGUGAGGUGGUCUCUGCAGCCAGACCUCUACCUUCUUGCUCCAGGGUGACCCUUGCCCAAGAUGUGAUGCCCAGGUUCAUGCUCAGAGUGUGCCUCCGGGUCCCCUUCCCAGAGAAUUGUGCUGGCCACCCUCAGCUCUCUGAGCUUUCUUCUAAGCUGGUGGUUGGUGUUUUUCAGAUCUAAGGCCAGGGAGAGGGCUUAGCAGUUGUCUGGGGGUGUGCCAGCAUCCUGAGCUGGGCCAUACCAGUAGGGGGUUCCUGGGAGGGGAGCCCCAUUCCCUGACUCACCAGCACAAUUCUUUCAGCUAUUCAAAGAGAUUUCAGCUUCUUCAGCCUCCUCUGGAGAAGACAUGAUGUGGAGGGGACAAACCUGGCCUCAGGAGUCAACAUUUUGAAUUCAAAUCCUGCCACAUACUGGUUAUGAGACCACAAACAAAUCACUUCGUUUCUCAGUGCCUUCUGGGAACCCUCUGACUCCAAGUUACCGACUUCGAGAGCUGGUGGGCAUUUCUCACCUCCUUGAGACCCUGGUGGUCUCCUUCCUGCUACCUUCUCUUCUGCUCUGGGCAGAGCCCUGACCUCUUACAGAGGCCUGUCCAGUGCCCCAGCUCGCCCCAGGACGAUGCUCGGCCUUCUGGUGGUCAGAGAUUCCAUCCUCAAUCCUGCUGCCCAUCAAACAUUCAUGGCGGGCUGGCCACCGAGCUAGGCCAAGAGAGACAGGCCUCUCAUGUCUGGGAGCUUGUUGUGCCUUCGCUCAUUUAUGCCUAAGACCUCUAGCUAGAAAACUGCAGGAAGAUAGUUGCUGAAUUCCACUCAAGACAUCCCGGUGAGUGGGUGGGGAGCCAGGAAGACCUCGCUCAACCUCGGUGUCCCCAGGUGACUUUCUGAGUUGUAGGAAAGACGUCCCUCACCAGUGAAAUCUCAGGUCUAGUCCAACAGUAAAAAACAACUCGAGAAUGAGGGCGUCAACAACCACUGGCCUCCUGGGUAGGACCUGGGAGCUGCCCUGUGAUUGGAAUGUGUGCUUACAAAAAACCCAACUCCAUAGGCAGCUUCUGGAGGUGGUGAGUUCCCCAUCCCUGGGGACCUUCAAGGAGAGGUUGGACAGCCGUUUGUUGGAUGCGUCCUCAGAGGAUUGGUUCUUGGUCAGGUCCAUAGGCAGAUGGCCUUGAUGCCUUCCAUUCGCCAUCUUGAUUCAAUGAGUCCAAGCCACUAUUCCCAGAGCCAUGGAGUUCAGAGAGGAGGCAGGAAGCCUUCUUGGUAACUUGUUCUCACUGGAUCACCUGGAAGAGACCUUAGAGGCCAUCAUGCCCAACUUCUUCAUUUUACAAGGGAGGAAACUAAGGCAGACAGGUGCGAUGACUUUCCCAGAGCCACAUAGUUAGAGUAUCUAAGGGUUUGAACUCAGGCCUUCCUGACUCCAAGUCCAGACCUCUAUCUGCUGUGAUACCUCAUUUUGUGCCGGAGAUGAGAACCCCAUGGACCGGGGAUUCGGCGUAAGGUUCCACGAGAUGCUGAAUGCUGCCUCUCAUGAUGUGCUGUGGUGGCACGUGUGUUGGUAGGGUGGGUCUCCUAUGAAGACAGACAGAGGGAAGGGCCACGUGGUGAAUGAAGAAUGACUCAUUUGUCCCCAUUCCAGGCUUGUCUGCAGAGGCCUUUGAGGCCAGUUUUCUGGGACCUCAGUGCAGCCUGACUUUCCUUCAUCUCACUGCUGGCCCAGUGGGUAGGGGUGGGGUUUGGAUUAUUAUUCAUUAAAAAAAAGAAUUUAGGGCUUCCCCAGGUACUUUGUGAUUUAUUGAUGUUUUCCCUCUCUGGUUCACACAUGGUAAUUGGCUUUGCAAAGGAUUAUUGGACCGGAUCUUCUUUUAAAUUUUUUAUUUAGAAUAUUUUUCCAUGGUUCCAUGGUUCACAAUCUCCUCCUCAGCCCCCGCUUUCUCCUCCCCCCUCCCAAAGCCAACAAACAGUUCCACUGGGUGAUACACGUAUCAUUGUUCAAAACUGAUUCCCAUGUUAUUUAUAUUUGCAGUAGAGCAAUUCUUUAACAUCGAAACCCCAAUCACAUUCCUUUCGCACUACGUGGUCGAUUGGACCGGAUCUUCUUAGAAACAAUUCUUGGGGAGGCAUCCAUUGGGACGAUGUAGAAUGACUGAAAGCCUCCCUCACCCCAAUCUCUCUUUCCUCUCUCCCAGAAGCUUCUGCCAGGCUAGUAGCAUUUGGGGAGCAGGGCAGCUUGAGUUAGGGAGAACUUUUUUACCUCUCAAGCUGUCCAAAGGAACUUCAGAUUUUUCAGGCAGGUCAGAUAGGAACCCCCAUUUUACAGAUAAGUCACAGACUAGGGAAUGACUUGCCCUGCUCAGCCUCAAAGUCUGAAGUCAGAAGAGUUGGGUUCAAAUCCUACCUCUGGUGCUUCAGUUACCUUCAGUAUUCCCCAAUUUCUUCAGUUGAAAAUUAGGGAGUGGGGAUAGCUUGUUCAUAAAGUCCCAACCUGCUCUAAGACUUGGGAUCCUGGGCAAGUAUUAGAUGUCCUCAUUCCCGGGGUACCCUUCAUUUCCUUUGCUAUAAAAUAAAGGGGUUUGACCCACAAACCACCAUUUCUUUCCAACCUGGUGCGUGAGGAGUGGGUGCCAAAGACAAGGUGUGUCUGGGACAAGUUCUGAGCUCCAAGACAGCUUAGGAAAGCCGAAGAGGCCUCCAAGCACAUGAAAACAUUUCCAGCCUCCUUUCUGAGCCCUCCCUGGCUCCUGGCAAAGGGUCCCCAGGCUUUUAUAAUUUAGCAGCCUUGAGUCACAGUGGAAAGAGAAGUCCUGGGUUCAAAUUGCACCUCUGGCAUCUAUUGGCUGUGUGACUCUGGUUAGCCUCUUGGUUUUCUAGACAACUCUCUAAAAUACAGUUAUGUAGGAGGUGCUACCGUGGAUUGGGAGAGGGAGUUUCCUCAUCAGGGAGUUCCCCAUGCAGGUCUAGUCCUUAUUCCUUGACUAGAAAGCUUCUGGCCAGUCCCCAUUUCUGGAGCACUAGCCUCCUUCGGGGUGGGAGCUGGUCUGGGCCUGGGGUUGUCCUUCCAGCCCUGCUCACUGAUGCCCAAGGCCUGCAGGGAAAGCACAAGAUAGGAAGUGCCUUCUGGGGACAGGUUGGACCUGACAGGAAAGGCUAGAAGGCUGGGAAUUCCCAGAGGGCUGCAAUAAAAUGGCCUUUGUGAAGAAA